UAGCGACGGCCAUUGAGACAUGUAAACAAUCCCAGCUGGGCGACACGAUCCCCAUUCAUACUUCACGUGCAGUACUGUAACACAGCUGUGUCAAGCCUAGCUUAACUUCCGAGAUUUCCAAAUGGACCAAGAACAGCUUCGGCAGCUCGGGGAGCAGAGGGAGUCCUGGUGCACGGUGGAUUCCAACGCUCUGCGGAUUUGGUGUCGCCCGGAGAGGAAACAUGCACAGCAGGCCUUCAGGAGCGAUGUUUUCAGCCCUAACAGGAACGAGGAGUCUGAGCCUAGAUGCACCUUCAUGGUCAAUGCCCCAACCCACCGAGAACGCAGACACUUUCCAGAGAAACAGGGAACCCAGCUGAAAAUCUAGAUGGAUUGGAUAAUGUUUCAUUGCAAAGCUGGUGACAUGGGAGCUGCAACAACUACAUCACACAGCCAUGACUUGGGACCAACACUUGAAUGGGAGUUUCCCAGCAAAAAGUUAUAUCACACUUUACACUGUCAAGUGAUACAAAACUGUUUGUACUACUAGCAUACACUCUUGAAAAGUAGUCACUUCUGUAACAGCGGUUGACAAAACAUAUUGUACAUUUUAAGUUUUCUUCUUUACUUUGCGAGAUAACCUCUGAUGAAUAAGUAUUAUAAUCUCUGAAGGAAGACAGCACAAUAUACACAAAUGUAUGUUAUUACUCCACAGAGAUUGUUGCAAAAUUCAUAUUUUGUUUGAGUUUCCUUAAUGUAUGACAGUGAGAUUUUUAGAUACAGCAUGAUGAGAAACUGUAUAAGCUUAGUAGUAGAAGGUAGACUGAAGGCACAUUAGUUCCUAGGAAUACUAAACAUCAGCCACAAGUAUACAAUCAUGCACUUGAUCAUUUUGUAUUUAUUUGUUUCUAAAAAGUACAACUGGAUGGUACAUAUAUAUAUUGUACAUGCAGCCAAGAUAUUUCAAGAGAUAAAUUGCUACAAGAACCAUAAAUAAUAGUACAAAUAAUAAAAUUUUUCUCAAUCAC
Branchiostoma floridae (Florida lancelet) is the source of this 1007-nucleotide messenger RNA. RefSeq names its product protein SPATA45 homolog. The record is from RefSeq and is a predicted model, not a curated record. Lineage: Eukaryota; Metazoa; Chordata; Leptocardii; Amphioxiformes; Branchiostomatidae. The transcript has 3 exons. The coding region runs from base 122 to 367 and encodes 81 amino acids.